CGGUCGGCUCGGCACCGCUUGGCUUUGUUUCUUGUCGCCAUUGGCCUGGCCGGCAGGGCUGCGUAGGGCUUCUGUGCUGCGAGGCCUCGUCGUCACCUCUGCAAGUCGUUGCGGGGGUUUGAUUGGGAAGCUGUUUGUUUCGGGUUCUCGAAGGGCAAGGCGGUGCGUGCGGGUUCGAGGCAGCAGUCUCGGGCGUUAUGCGGAGUAUGAAAGUCGGAAAACUAGUGUCCAUGGGCAGUUGGGUCGUAUAAAACCCUCCCUGGGAGCCGUCGCUCUGUUUAUCAUGUCGCUGGUCCAGACCUGACUGGCUCCAGACAUCCUAACUCCUUUGACAGUUCCCCUAGAACUAGUGAUCUGACGCCAUGAGGUUUCUUUUCCGGUCCCUAGCCGCGGCCGCCGCUUGCCUGCACCUCGUCGCGGCGGCGCCACAGACGCAGCCCAGCGACAUCUCGCUUCGCUCCCGCGCAGACACGGGCGGCGUGCACUCCCUCGAGAAGCGCCGCAGCUGGGCCAAGGGCAUCAGCAAGAAGCUGACGCACAUCGUCGACCAGGCCGAAAAAGCAGGCAAGGACGUGGUGGGGGCCGUCAGCGACGCGCUCAAGGACAUCGACGAGGAACUGCGGCCGACUGCCGAGGACAUUGGCGAGGCCUUCUCGGACGUCGUGUCAGAGAUCGCCAAGCUGUUCCAGCCCGCCGUGUGCGCCGUCGUCGCCAAGACCCUCGUGCCCUUCUACGACACGUCGGCCGACAUGUUCGCGGCGCUGAACCCGGGCCCGCCGGCCGCCACCAACGCCGACCAGAACUUCUUUCUAUACCCCUUCGUCGGCGACCUCGUGCUCGACGGCAUCCGCAUCCACUACCGCGCCAACUUCGCCCCGGGCUUCUCCGCGCACGGCGUCACCAUGGGCCGCGACGUCUACGUGGACAGCUACGCGGCGUCGGCCGCGCCCACGAGCGCCGACUUCUUCUCCACCGUCAGCCUACUGCUGCACGAGCUGGCGCACUGCCGCCAGUACCGCGACCGCGGCUGGCGCCUGCACGAGUUCGGCGAGCGCUACCUGUACGGCUGGUGCGCCGCCGGCUUCAAGUACGCCGGCAACGACAUGGAGCGCGAGGCCGACGCCGUCGAAAACCGCCUCGACGGCCUGCUCACCCCCCAGGGAAUUCGGUAUUACCAACUGUGGCGCUCGCAGCCGGCCGUCGCUGCGCUCGGGUAUCCGUCGAACGGCGCGCCCGUGCCGGUGGUUGGCGGCGGCCCUGCGGGCAUGCUCGAGCUGCAGUUCGAGCGCGGCGUGGUGCUCCUGAAUGCGGCUAGCUGCUUUCGCGUGUUGACGGCCGACGAGUCCAAGGCGCGCAGUCUGGCGAGGUGUACCAUCCGGCCGUGUGUUAAUAGUGGCGUGGAGAUGCGGAGGGCGGAGAGCGGCCCGGCGGUCUGCACCGAGGCCAUCCGCGAGGAUAACUUCAAGUGCAGGCUCGCGCACACGACGUGGGCCAAGGCGCUCAAGGACGGGUUUACCUGCUGAUGGCAUGGGUGGCUGGGAUGAUGUGGCCGGCGUGUUUUGGUGAGAUGGAAAGGAAGGGGGGAUCAGGCAUCACUGUUGUCGACUUUCGAGCGUAGGCGCCCCCGGAGGGCCGCUCAGUUCCCUUUCCCGACUUCCAUUGCCAGGUAGCGUGUUUCAAGGGCCCAAUUAAUUAAAGCGAAGCAAUAAAUUCCCCGUAUUUGUUGAUAUCCCGCUGUUCGCUCUAAGCCUAGCAUAGGAAAAAAGGCCCCUUUCCCCUAUUCCAGGGUGAAAUAUUUCUCUCGUCCACUCAAUUAGUCAAAGUCACUUGGCGGGCAAUCCCGCAAGAGAGCGCUUAGUACGCCAGCCGCUUGCCCUCCCAGCCAAUGUAACCGUCCUUGGACCCCGCGCUCUCGCGGGUGGUGUUGUCGAUCUGGAUUC
Lasiosphaeria miniovina is the source of this 1940-nucleotide messenger RNA. RefSeq lists its product as uncharacterized. The transcript has a single exon. The record is from RefSeq and is a predicted model, not a curated record. NCBI's taxonomy places the organism in Eukaryota, Fungi, Ascomycota, Sordariomycetes, Sordariales, Lasiosphaeriaceae. Bases 363 to 1523 code for a protein of 386 amino acids.